Molecule: messenger RNA, 5937 nt
Organism: Dreissena polymorpha
Lineage: Eukaryota; Metazoa; Mollusca; Bivalvia; Myida; Dreissenidae
Product: endoplasmic reticulum-Golgi intermediate compartment protein 1-like
Exons: 8
Coding region: 93-965 (290 amino acids)
Biological process (GO): retrograde vesicle-mediated transport, Golgi to endoplasmic reticulum; endoplasmic reticulum to Golgi vesicle-mediated transport
Cellular component (GO): endoplasmic reticulum membrane; endoplasmic reticulum; Golgi membrane
Source: RefSeq, a predicted model, not a curated record
AAUUACAAUCGAGCACGUCCAUCGUAGUUUCCGGCAAAAUCAAAACACGGCGAACAGCUGUCAACUGGACACGUUGCACGCAAUUUGCGAAGAUGCAGUUUGACAUUCGCAGGUUUGACAUCUACCGGAAGGUUCCUAAGGACCUCACUCAGCCCACCACCACUGGGGCCUGUAUCUCCAUAUGCAGUGUACUCUUCAUGCUGUACUUGUUUGGGGCGGAACUACUGGGUUUCCUGCAACAUGAAGUAGUAAGUGAGCUGAUAGUGGAUGACCCUGUGAAAUAUUCAGAGAAGAUUCCAGUGUUCCUGAAUAUUACUCUUAUGAAUACAAAAUGUGAAUUUGUUGGGUUGGACAUCCAGGAUGAUAUGGGGCGACAUGAGGUUGGUUUCCAAGACAACACAGAGAAGAUCCCCAUGUAUGAUGAUAACGGCUGCCGAAUGGAGACACACUUUCUCAUCAACAAGGUGCCAGGCAAUUUCCACGUAUCAACUCACUCAGCCAAAUCCCAGCCCACAGCAGGUGACAUGAGACACGUGGUGCACAAGCUGAGGUUUGGCAUGGACCUGGAGGCUGGCAAGGAUGUGAAGGGAUCCUUUAACCCCAUGGAGUCUCUGGACAAGGCUGGAGGCAAUGCACAGGCUACCCAUGACUACAUAGUACGUGUGGUCCCCUCUGUGUAUGUGAGCAUGAACGGUAACAAGAGGUUCCCCUACCAGUACACCUACUCCUACAGGGAGUUAGUACAGUACGGCCAUGGUGGUCAUAUGAUGCCAGCUAUUUGGUUCCGAUACGAACUCAGUCCCAUUACCGUACAGUAUACUGAAAAGAGGCAGCCAAUUUAUCAUUUUCUCACUACGGUCUGUGCUAUUAUCGGAGGAACGUUCACUGUGGCCGGAAUUUUGGACUCCUGUAUAUUCACAGCACAUGAAAUCAUUAAGAAGAUUGAGAUCGGCAAACAAAGCUGAAUGGAUCCCUGCUCUUAGGUCUUAUCAAAUGUAUGAUAUUUUACUCUGGCUGCUGAAGUACACUGAGAAUUGAAAGUGUAAAAAUGUGCACAUUUUUGAGCUUAAAAUAAAAUGAGAAUUUGUCAUAUUGAAUUUAUCAUUUAGUUUCUGUUUCUUUUCACUUUUAUUACACUCAUUUGUUAAAAAGUAGAUAAUGCCAGUAGAUAUAUUAAUUUCCUAAAGUUCUAUACAAUGUAGUCAUAAAUAGAUGAUUACAUGUACAAGUUAUGAACAUUGUACAGUAUUAUGCAAUAUAUUUUUGUAUGCAUUUUUAGCUAGACUAUUAUAUAUGAAAUACAUAUAGUGGAGCUAUCUUACUCACCCCGGCGUCGGCGUUCCCGUUCCUGUUAGCGUUAGCGUGCAAAUGUUUAAGUUUGCGUAUUACCCAAAAUAUUUCCUAUGUCCUUUAACAAAUUGCUUUCAUAUUUUGCAUACUUCUUUACCAACAUGACCCCAAUCUAUAAACAAGAGCAGACAACUGAAUCAAGCAUUUUGACAGAAUUAUGGCCCCUUUUAUACUUAGAAUAUGUAUAUUAUUGAUAAAUCUAUGUUUAAGUAUCCGUACUACCCCAAAUAUUUCCUAUGUCCUUUGACAUAUUGCUUUCAUAUUUUGCAUACUUUUUUACCAACAUGAUCCCAAUCUAUAAACAAGAGCAGGCAACUGUAUCAAGCAUUUUGACAGAAUUAUGGCCCCUUUUUAUACUUAGAUAAUUGAACAUUUUGCUUAAAUUGCCAUUACUUCUUUAUUUAUGAUCACAUUUCAUUCAUACUUUGACAAAACAACACUUACCUGACAUACCACAAUGGAUUCCACCCAAACCAUCCCCCAUGCCCCACCCCAGAAUCCCCCCCACCAAUAAAAAAUAAUAUUUUUUUCCCCUUAUUUUUGAAAGAUCAUCUAUUAAAUGACCACACACCCACAUUUUACCCCCCCUCUCCAUGUUGGCUUACGUUAUACUGUCAAGCACUUGAAUAGUCGAGCGUGCUGUCCUCUGACAGCUCUUGUUUAGCAUUGUUUUUAAAUUUCUUCACAUCAUUACACAGAUAUGUAAAAGAACAAAUAUUUUCUGCUUUAUUUUGUGUAAUAAAAUUAUUGUUUGGGCCUAUGAUCAGACAUAAAAAAAUAAUUUAAAAAACACAAUUGACAUAUCAACAAUCUACACGGUUUAUCAUUAAAUGACCAUAUCAUGCGCCUAAUUGUCAAUUUAUGUGAAAAAGUAUAGUUACAAAUCAGAUUUUUUUUACUUAAAUACUAUAUAAAUACCCUCUCUUUUGUUUAUAUCCACAUCUAUUUAUAUCUUUGAUAUCAAUUAGAACACAAAGACUAUAAUGCAUUUUAUUUACAUAUGUGUAUCACAGUAGAUAAAUAUAUCUACAUUCGGCACAUAUGUUUAUGUGCAGUUAAGAACUCUUAGUGUUGUACAUUCUAGGGUUGUGAAACUUUUAGUCUAGCAUUAAUCAUGAAUCAAUUUACACAGUGUAGUUGUAUUAUAUUUUGGAUUAGCCUUUGCUUUCAAACAAUGUACAUUCGAUUUUCAAACCUAUCUGUUUAAACUUUAAAGCCAAAAAGUGGUAUCACCACAUGCAAAAAACACUGAAAACCCCUAUUUUAUUUAGUGGUAUAAAGCAUAAAACGAGUGGAUAAUGUUUAUAAACAGAUAUAUGAAAGCAGGAUGGAUCUGAGUCUGUUGUUGCUAUAGUAUAUUGUCAUAUUUGUCACUUUCCAAUUCAUAUUUAAACUAAUUAUUGUGUAUAGAAAAUCUGUGUAAAUUGUUUGAUGGUAUAUGUUUAGAAGAACACAAUAGUUGUUUGCAAUUUUCAUAUGAAAAAAGAUUUCUUAUUUAUGCAUUUGAUAUAAAACAACAACACAACAGCUGUUGAUCUGAUUUGAUAUGUUUGAUAUUUAUUUAAGAUUUAGUAACCACAUUUUAAAUUGAUCAUAAGAAGUGUUUAUGCCUCCGAAGGAGGGUAAAUAGUGAUCGGACCGUCCGUCCGUCCUUCCGUCUGUCCGUCUUUCCGUAACACUUUGAGUUUAGGUUUCACGGUUAGGUUUCGAAAAAUGCUCAUAAGUUCUAUGUCCCUUCACAUAGCAACUUGAUAUUUGGCAUGCACUUGUAUCUCAUGGAGCUGCACAUUUUGAGUGGUGAAAGGUCAAGGUUAUCCUUCAAAGUCAAAGGUAAAAAAAACAUGUAUCAAAGCGGCGCAGUAGGGGGCAUUGUGUUUCUGACAAACACAUCUCUUGUUUAAUUUAUUUUUUGUUGUUAUAACUAAAAGUUUUACAUAGAUACAUGUAUGUUAUAUAUAUGCGCUGUCUUUUUGUUUAUAGACUGCAUGGGCCAGAGUGGUGAAGCUACUUUUGAGAUUGUUUAAAUUAUUUGAUAUAAAUUUCACAUGCCAUAGUUUAAUGUAUGCCACGAUAAUGUAUUGAGUGGACAGUUUUUUUUAGCUGAGUUAUCUUUUACAAAUGUAAAUAAACGAUUUUUAUUGCUUUGUUAUUAAAAUACAAGUUUUGCAUUGUAGAGGUAGGAUGACUGAUGUUUUGAAAAGAAAAUCAUUUAAGGAAAUAAAGCUCAUUAUUGCUUUUAUUUUUAAUGUAAAUUUUAAUUUUGAAAUUUAAAAUGAACCUUUUGUCCUACACAUGAUGAUUGUUAUGUAUGAAGGUAUGAACAAUGUCAAUAAGUGAUAUAUUUUUGCUGUGUGAAUGUAAAGUUGUAUUAACCAAUAAGAAAUGUGAAGUUAAUUAUGUUAUUUAAAAGAUAAGGUGUUUGGUAACAGAUCUAUAAGGAUGCAUUUAUGUAAGUGUUUUGUGUUUCUGAUAAUGUGCGAACAUUUUACUUAUUUUCUUUUUGUACUAAUUAGGGCACAUAUCAGCAAAGUAUGCUAAUGUUGAGCAUUUGUGACCAUCUUUUGCUGGUCAUAUUUUGUCAACAUUCAACUCUCAACGCUGCAAUUGUUGAAUUUGUUGCCUAAUGUUCUUGUAAUUUGUUAGAACAUUAUUAUGAAUUAUAUUCUUGUCAAGUUUGAAAUUGGGUUAUGUGGGAUCAAAAACAAGCUCACUAAGUAAUAUUGUAAUAUAGUUAGAAACUACUUUUCAUGAAACUUGGUCAGAACAUGUGAGCCAAUGAAAUCUAGACCAAGUUUGGUGUCUUUGGUUUCAAAAUCUAGGUCAGUAGGUCAAAUUAGACAAAAUCCAUGUGAACACUCAGGAGGCCAUAUGUUUUGUCCAUUCUUCAAUAAACUUGGUCAUACUAUGUAUGUUGACCCAAUAACAUCUUAGGUACUGGCUGCAGUCAAAAAUUAUUUUACUAAGUCAAGUUAAAAGAAAAGCUUGUGAACACUCUUGAGGCCUUAUUUAUUGCACAAUCUUGUGGAAACAUGGUCAGAACAUGAAGUUUGUCCCAAUGAUAUCUUAGAUAAGUUUGAUACUCUGUUAUUUGGCGUCAAAAACUAAGUCACAAUGUCAAAUUAAAGAAAAAACUUGUCAACAUUGUAGAAGUGACAUUUGUUUUUGCAAUCUUGAUGAAAUGUACUGUGAGCAUUUAUAAUGAUUUCUCAAAUGAAUGGGAUAUGGCUGAUGUCCUUUGAAAAAUAUGGCACAGUUUUCCUUAUGUUGCUUAAGUAAAACCAUUUGAAUCAUUAAGUCACAUUUUGUACCUACUUAUCGUUACACUUGCUCAGAAAAUUCAAAUAUUGUGUAUAUCUGAGCUGAGUUAGAAAAUGUUAAUUGGUUGUUUAAAAACAGGAGUUGGGGCAGUUUUACUUCUAAGUGUAUUGUUAAAGCUUGUGAACACUACAAGCUCCUGCUCCAGUUCAGGGUCUAAGGUGAGUGCUUUCGGUCCUUUGGCCCAGUGUUAUGAUUAAGAGUAGAUCUGUAGAUUUUUCCAAAAUAAUAAUGACUUUUAAAAUAAGGCAUUUUGAAAAACAAAGAAAUAGUUAUUUCGGUCUUUGAACCCAAAUAUUGUCAUAAUUUGUUUGCAAUUCUGUUAUUAUAUAUUAUAUUAGGCAGCACUUGAAAGGGGAUGCUAAUUAUUUUGUUUGUGUAUUUAUUUUUUGGUGGUUGGCAAUGAUGCAGAUCGAAUGUUUUGUAUGAUACUGAUAUGAUUUAUAGAUGUAUAUGUAUGUGUUACUUUUAGAUGUGCCUAUAUCUUAAAGUAUUGAAUAUCGCCAUAAGCAUAUAUAAUACACUCUACCAUAUUUGUAACACAUACAACGCUAGGAGCAUAAAGCUCAUCUAUGAUAUGUAACUACGUAAUGAUCAAGUCUGUCAGUUUUAAGGUUACAUCCCUUGCCAUAUUUAAAGGAAAAUAUUUAAGUCCUUAACAAUGAUCUCUUUGUCGAGAUGGUGGACAGCUUUAUUUACCAUGUCUUGCAAAGAAUAUUUAAACAGCUGCGUCUUUGAUUUCCUAUGAUAACCGUGUUGCUAAAAUGGCAGAUGUUAUGUUAUUGGCCGAAAACAAAGGUGCAAACACUGUCAAUGUCUUGAAAGUGUAUUGGUCGCAAAUGUUUAUUUUGGUUACAAGCUUGGUUAACAAAGCAUCUGGGUUAUAUGAAAUUACCAAACACGGAAAAACAAAAAGAUUUUUCACAACACAUAAUAAGCUGUUAGAACAAUAGAUCUAGAUCAUAUUUAAGUUUAUUUUGCCUAAUUAUUGUUGAAAAAAUUAUGUUAUUCUAUUUAAAUGUUAUAAAUAAAUAUAAAUCUCAUGUUAGUUUUUUUAUUUAGACUGAUUUGCUUAGUAGAUUUGUGUAAUUUCUCACAUUCCAAGUGUGCAUCUAGUCGCAGUGUAUACAAUAUACGACACCUUCAUAUGUCUAUAUUUGAUUAUGUUUUGCCUGUACGUAAAAAAGCGUAUGACAGUGUUAUUUUAUCUUUUGUGGACAUGGUACUUUUUGUUUAAAUAUACGAUGGCAGAAAUACAUAUUUACCAUAAAA